Molecule: messenger RNA, 2659 nt
Organism: Trichobilharzia szidati
Lineage: Eukaryota; Metazoa; Platyhelminthes; Trematoda; Strigeidida; Schistosomatidae
Source: the annotation of a GenBank genome assembly
UGAUUGGCGACCGUGUGGGGAUUACCGACGUUUGAAUAACGCCACUGUUCCAGAUCGUUAUCCCAUUCCCCACUUGCAUGAUUUCUCUCUAACACUGCAAGGUAAAACUAUUUUCUCCAAAGUGGAUUUAGUCAGAGCUUAUCACCAGAUACCAGUUGCUCCAGAGGACAUCGAGAAGACAGCCAUUAUAACACCUUUUGGCUUGUUUGAAUUCCUACGAAUGCCUUUCGGGCUGAAAAACGCUGCACAAACUUUUCAGCGCUUCAUGGAUCAAGUCACGCGGGGCCUUGACUUUGUAUUCGUUUAUAUCGACGACGUACUAAUUGCUAGCAAGUCGGAAGAGGAACAUAAGAAUCAUCUUAGCACUUUGUUUCAGCGUUUCGAACAGUAUGGUGUCGCGAUAAAUCCUAAGAAGUGCAUUUUCGGUGCCUCUUCUAUUCAAUUUCUGGGACACUACAUAACUGCCGAGGGAAUCAGGCCUACUGAGGAAAAGAUAGAUACAAUCAAAAACUUCCCCCAACCAGACUCUUUGAAGAAAGUCCGACAAUUUUUGGGGAUGUUUAAUUUCUAUCGACGUUUUAUUCCUUCGUGUGCCUCUAUCGUCCAGCCUUUAACCGAUCUCCUUAAAAGUGAUCCUAAAAAAUUUCAAUGGUCAGAGCAAGCACACGAAUCUUUCUGCAACGCGAAAGACGCUUUAUCUAAAGUCGCUAUGUUGUCUCACAUCAACCCCGACGCAUCUCUUAUCUUGUGUACAGAUGCCUCCCAAGUAGCUGUGGGCGCGGUGUUACAGCAGAAGAUUAAUGGUGACGUUACCCCACUUGCUUUCUUUUCGAAGAGGUUAGAACCGGCUCAGACAAGAUACAGUACUUUUGGGAGAGAAUUGUUGGCUAUAUACCUAGCAGUCAAACACUUCAGUUACUUACUACAGGGUCGUCAUUUCACUAUUUUUACCGACCACAAACCUCUGUGCUAUGCUUUCACCACUUCGCUGGAUAAACACUCCCCAAGAGAAGCCAGACAGUUAGACUAUAUCUCCCAAUUUUCAACUGACAUACAGUACAUCAAAGGGGACGCAAACGUGGUAGCUGAUUCUCUUUCAAGAGGUGGUAUACACCAGCUUGAAACUUCAGUAGACGUCAGUCUUGACCGCAUGGCUCAGUUACAAAGAGACGACGCAGAACUUCGAAGUUGUCGUGGAAACUCUUCCUUACAGCUCAGGGACGUACCUAUUCUCUUGUCAGAUGCCACUAUAGUUUGUGAUGUAUCUACCGGCACUAAUCGCCCGUUCGUUCCUCUCCAAUGCCGAAAAGCCUUGUUCGACCACUUACAUUCGCUCUCUCACCCUGGAGUACGUGCCACCGUCAGACUCAUCAGCGAACGUUUCGUGUGGCCUAAAAUGAACUCUGACAUUCGGAGAUGGGCACGAGAAUGUCUCCAAUGCCAACGCUCCAAAGUACAUCGCCACACUAUCACAACGCCGAAAGCGUUUGAUUUACCGGACAGGAGAUUUCAGCACGUUCAUAUAGAUAUCAUAGGACCAUUGCCAACGUCAAGAGGAUAUACACAUAUCCUGACAGCCAUUGAUAGAUUUACUCGUUGGGCUAUUGCAUGCCCCCUGAACGAUAUAUCUGCCGAAAAUGUUGCUUUGGUCUUCCUCGACCGCUGGGUGUCAAAUUACGGUGUACCAACUACUAUUACAUCCGAUCGAGGUGCUCAAUUCCAAUCGACGCUGUUUCGUGAACUGACGAGACUCCUGGGAGUUAAACAUAUCUCCACAACAGCCUACCAUCCGGCAGCGAAUGGUCUUGUGGAAAGAUUUCACAGACAACUGAAAAGCUCCCUGAUGGCACAGAAUGAUGCAUCUAAAUGGAGUGAAUACUUACCUCUGAUUUUACUUAGCAUACGAUCAACUGUUAAAGAGGACCUUGGUUGUACACCCGCACAACUAGUUUACGGCACUACUUUAACACUGCCAGGACAGCUAGUAGCCUCUCAUGACUCUCAAAAUGUGAAUAUUUCUGAGUUUUCUGAUCAACUGACCAGACGAAUGUCACAGCUUCAACCAAUAGCUCCGAGACAAUGUCCCCGCAGAGAAAACCUAAGUAGCCAUCUACAAACCUGUAAAUUUGUCUUUAUACGGAUUGACAACGUCAGGAAAGGGCUACAACCUCCAUAUGAAGGCCCAUACCCAGUAGUGCAUCGCGCGGAAAAAUAUUUCACAGUGAGCAAAGAAGGCAAAAAGAUGACGGUCUCCGUGGAUAGACUCAAACCUGCCUACACAGAUGCCGACGACAUCCCAACAGCGACUUCAGCAGACAAACUAGAAACCGCCAAAGCUCCAGAGGUGCCAAUAAUGCUACCUCCCCCUUGCAUUACUCGUAGUGGCAGACAGGUUAAUAAACCUGCCCGUUUUGUACACUUUACUGAUUAAUAUCUUUAAGGUUGUAACAAUUUUUUUUUACGUAUACAUCAUUGAUUAUUGUUGUUAAUUAUUGACUUACGUAGUUUAUUUGUGUCAGAUACGACAUCAUUUUUUGUGCCGAAGCAUUGCUAUUUUUUUUUUACUACCUCAGUACUGUAUAUGUGUAUAUAUGUAUUCACAAUUGUUCUCCCAUAAUUACUACUAUAUUGGUUAGCGUUUUAACGGACAUUAUCCUUA